This is a messenger RNA of Talpa occidentalis (Iberian mole), 1084 nucleotides long. RefSeq names its product histone H2A.J. Gene Ontology annotation, molecular function: protein heterodimerization activity; DNA binding; structural constituent of chromatin. The record is from RefSeq and is a predicted model, not a curated record. The coding region runs from base 150 to 539 and encodes 129 amino acids. The transcript has a single exon. Gene Ontology annotation, cellular component: nucleosome. Lineage: Eukaryota; Metazoa; Chordata; Mammalia; Eulipotyphla; Talpidae.
UGUUGGGGCGCCCAAUGGGAAGGCGCUGCCUCGCAGCCGCAAAGUGGUAGUAAAGGCAGUUCCGGGGUGGUACGUUGCAUUCCCGUGCUUGGAUCUGGGUCGCUGGAGCGCUUGUUUUCCCUCGCAGAAGUUUCAGCCAGGAGGUAGACAUGUCUGGUCGCGGAAAGCAGGGCGGCAAAGUGCGGGCCAAGGCCAAGUCCCGGUCGUCCCGCGCGGGCCUGCAGUUCCCGGUGGGUCGCGUGCACAGGCUGCUGCGCAAAGGUAACUACGCGGAGCGAGUGGGCGCCGGCGCGCCCGUGUACCUGGCGGCGGUGCUGGAGUACCUGACGGCGGAGAUCCUGGAGUUGGCCGGCAACGCCGCGCGGGACAACAAGAAGACCAGGAUUAUCCCUCGCCACCUGCAGCUCGCCAUCCGCAACGACGAGGAGCUAAACAAACUGCUGGGGAAAGUGACCAUCGCGCAGGGCGGCGUCCUGCCCAACAUCCAGGCCGUGCUGCUGCCCAAGAAGACGGAGAGUCAGAAGGCGAAGAGCAAGUGACCCUGACGCCGCCUCGGGGAGCUCGCUGCUUCCUCAGCAAAGGCUCUUUUCACAGCUGCCCCGCAGUGGUUUUGAAUAUGCUCCUUGUCACGGAGGGCCGGCGCGAUCUGGUGGGGAGGUGGGCACUAGGGGCCCGCCGGGCGGGGCCGGGGGCCAAUAAAGUUGGUGAAAAUCGUGUGGUCGAGAGAGCUGUGUAGUCGCGGGCACCUGCUGGACGAUCCCGGGGCGGCCGGGAAGCCUCGAGCAGGUACUGGUGGGUCUGUGUGAGCCGCUUUCUGGGCUGUUUUGGUCACCCUCGCGGCGUUAUGGGGUGACGAGGAAGACCAGAGGGGGCCCACUGGCCUACAGGUGCGCAGAGCUGGGAGCUCUCUCUGCUCACCUUAAGGUAAAGGGGAGACAGAGGAGGUGCGGGUGCGGCAGAGGGAGCUGUUUUUAUGUCCACUUCCCAGAGCCUUGACUCUCUCUGGGCGGUUCAGGAUCUGGUUCCAGCAAGAGACGGUGGGGGUGAGCUGGUCUGGGGCAGAGUCAUUUCUCCGUGCUUUUCA